Boleophthalmus pectinirostris (great blue-spotted mudskipper) is the source of this 5107-nucleotide messenger RNA. RefSeq names its product cilia and flagella associated protein 43 (gene cfap43). Gene Ontology annotation, molecular function: protein binding. Gene Ontology annotation, cellular component: axoneme. Gene Ontology annotation, biological process: cilium assembly; sperm axoneme assembly. NCBI's taxonomy places the organism in Eukaryota, Metazoa, Chordata, Actinopteri, Gobiiformes, Gobiidae. The record is from RefSeq and is a predicted model, not a curated record.
GGGCGUGUCCAUGUUGCCCUGGUAACGAACAGACAAUAUCGAAUCAACAUAAACACGGUUAACGACUAGAAAACGACUUGAAAAAUGUAUUAAUCUCGUUUAAAGUGUACUCUUUAUUCAUGCAAUGGAUAUUUUCGCUUGUGCAAAAGUCAGGUGGAUACAAGGAUUUACAAAUAAGGAUGUUUACUUUGUAGACAAAAACACCAUCGCAUACCCAUGUGGCAAUUAUAUUUACUUUUUAGAUUUGAACAGUAAACAACAAACUAUACUUCAGAGUCCUGGCAGAGGUGUUAGUGUAUUUACGGCAAACGGAAACAGUGGAAUAUUCGCCUUUUCCCCACCUGGGCUGAAUCCGUCUAUAUUUGUGCACAGUCAUCCUACACUAGCAUUAAAGAAUGAACUUGCAGGAUCAUCCAAACUGGAUUAUAUUUCUUUGGCACUAAGUGAUGGUGGGCCGUAUUUAGUGAGCUGCUCCUCUCUUCCAGACUUCACCAUAACAGUCUGGAAUUGGGAAAAUGCUACACCACUUUGUCAGCAAGUACAUGGCGGGAAGAAUAUAUGUUCUCUAAGUUUUAACCCUUGGAAUUGGCUCCAAAUCUGUGCUUUAGACAAAUCCUCCAUCACUGUAUGGAAUAUUGAGAGGACUGGCAGUCACCAUGUCCUUAAACCAUGUCCAAUAGAACUUCCGGAUGUUGAUGGUGCCAUUGCAAAGAGAUUUGUGCUCAGCUCCCACAGCGUCAGUGAAGAACUUUGUUACUAUGGGCCUGAGCUGCCUCCAUCAGCGAUUGCAGGCCUCAAAGGAGACAAGACAGAAGACAUUGUGAACAAGCUUUUCAUGAAGGCCAGAGUGACUCCUACUGCUAUCUGCUGGACAACCACAUCCCAGUUCUAUGUGGGCUGUAAAGAAGGCUUUUUGCUGCUUGUUGAUCCAGAGCACCUCUCUGUCUCUACUCUCAUCGAUCCCAUAACUUCUGAAGUGCCUGAACUGAAACAUGGCUUUCAAGCUUUUGCCCUUCAUAAAGAUAACUUAAUUGUAGUAGGAAAGAAUAAUGUAAUUCAAGGAUUACAAAUAAAAGGAAAACAGAUUAAAAUUACAAAAACAUGGGAAUUAACCUGCCCUGUGACAACCGCUCUGUACUCACCUAACUAUGAAACUUUACUCUGCGCUUCUGAUAUGGGUCAAAUUUUCACAUUAAACGAAAACCCUACAGAGAAAGUGAAAAAAGUCCUGGAUGUUUCAUCUGGGGACUUUGUCGCCUUAUCUUUCUCACCCACUGACAAGAACAUAUGUCUAACUGUAAGAGACCCAGGGCAACUGCAAGUGUGGUCGACAGAUGGCAUAAUCCUUGGCUCCUUGUCUGUACAAACAAAGAUAACAAGUAUGGCAUGCUGUCCUAUUGCAAACUAUGUGGUUUUGGGAACAACUUGUGGAAAACUUCUCUACGCUGACAUUAGAGAUCCACAGCAGCCUCGCAUAGUGCACCAAACACACCUCUAUCACACAGCUGUGGAUCAUUUAGUGUUUGAUCAAGAUGGUCACUACCUGUUUACAAGCUCCCCAGAUUCCUACAUGUAUAUUCUUGAUCCUAAGCCAUCAUCAAGGUUUGCUGUUUUAGGAUACACAGUCUUACAGAGCCUACCUUUGACUCUGUCUGCUCAGUAUGUAAAGGGGAGUGACGAGGUGAAAGUUCUUGCAUUGUGUGCCGACUCAGCCAAGAAUCACAGCAGAUUGCUGACACUAUUGUCUUUCCCUGCAGAUGACUUUAAUGAAAUCCCCAAUAGUGUAGACCGAAAUGGUUGUCUAUCAAAUAAUGUCUUAAGUGUGUCCAAGUAUGAAGUUCCUAUUCCACUUACAUCCUGUGUCUUGGGAGAUAAUGAGAUCUUUGCCUACUGCCACAAAAAGAAAAGUAUUCAGUGUUUUGAGCUUCCACAGCACUCAGACUCUUCUGGCAGUGAACAGGUGAUAGAGCUCAACCCAAAGUGUGAAGUGAAGGGCCACCCUUUGGGACCAGCUUCCCUCACACUCUCUCCUCAUAAGUUAUGGCUCGCCUCCCUGGGUCAAGAUGGCAUCCUGCAAGUCAGAGAAUGUGCUUCAGUGGAAAAGUACAUUGAGCUACAUUGCCAUUCCAUGUGCCUCACUGGAGUUCAGCUUGUGUCAUUCUCUGCUGAUGGUCAAACUAUUCUAACUGCUAAUACUAAAGAUGGCUCCCUCGUGUGUUCUAAUCUGAGAAUGAGUGAAGUCGCUAAUCAACAGGCCACUGAAUACAGCAAGUUGUCAGAGGGUAAUUUGAAAAGUUUAGUCAAAAAUGAAAACUCUACCCUCGGCGAUAUGCUCAAGUGGAGUGAACAGGUUUCUAUGAGGAAAGCUGAAGAUAGCCAGGGCAGUGGAAAUUUGCCUUCUAUAGAUGUAACAGAACAAGAUGAAAAUUACAAACCACUUCCUCAUAAGACGUGGCUGGAAAAUAGACAAGAGGCGAUUGUAAAAGAAGACAAUAAAACAUAUGCAGAAAUGAAGAAAAACCUCAGGAAGAAACUGAAGGAAAUACGGGAUACUUUACAUGAGAUGGUGCGUGAAAAUGAGAAUGUUCCUGAAAACGAGCGUCUGGACCCAAAAGAGUUCAUUUUGGAUGUAGACACGCAGAUGAGCCUUGAGGCUGCAAUAGAGGAAGAAAUGUUAAAAAUGAGGACUGACAGUAAGUGGAACAUUCUGGCCAAUUAUUACCUCCGUGACGUCCUAAAGAGGGACCACUGGGAUGCUCUGAAGGUCAAAGGCAGAUCUGUGAAGGGCUUUCACUCUGACUACGAAGUGAAAAACUAUCCUCUGAAAGAACGCACUAAACAAGAGCUGGAGGAUCUACGAUGUGUUGAGCAGAUGAGGAAAAUUGAAAAGGCCCAGUGCACAAAACAAAAGGAGAAAGAAGAGGAAAGCCAUGUUGACAUCAAAAGCAGUUUCUCUUAUGAGUUUGGGUAUUCAGGUCAUUACCUCUACAAUCAGUUUGAAGUGCAGAGUCGAGAACAGAUGGUCAACCAGAUCAUUCUGCUACUGGAUGCAAUCUAUCAGGUCAAAACAGCUUUCAACAAGGAGUUUGACGCAGCCCAUAGACAGAAAGUGCAUGAGCUGAAGAACAUCCAACAAAGAAAUGCUCGCAUCAAGGAGAUCAUGAUAGAGCUGGAUCGCCACGAGAAUCUCCACGAGAUCUGGGAGCCCAGUCUAACUGUAGCCGAGUGGCCCGAGAUGCUGCUAACUGUCCAUGACUCAGAGAUUACAGCUGAGAAAUACCUCACCCCAGAGCAAAAAGAAGAGCAGGAGAAGAAAGAGCUGGAAGAGAAGAGACGUUUGGCUUCCAAGGGUAAUAGCGCCAGGGACAAAGCUCUGGAUGACAUGAUGAACGGAGUGCUUGAAGUGAAGAAAGAGGACAUCCUAAAAUCAGAAAUUCCUCCUCCUGAGUUUGUUUUGACCAAACCUGAGUCCCAGUGGAGCGAGGAGGAGAAAAGGAUGCAUAAAGACUAUGAGAAGAAGUGUGAAGAUCUGAAUGACGAAAAGGACAAAUACAGAAAAGUCUUGGAAACUGGAAUGAGAAAACUGCAGAUGGCCACAAAAGAAGCGACUGAAAAGUUUGAUGAAAUUCUGGCAAAGCUGUUUGAGCGGAAAAUUAAGUGUGAAAUGGCUGUAAAUCAGGAAGAGUUAAAAAUUACCAAUCUGUGCUACUCCCUGCUCAUUGAAGAAGAGCUGAGAAACCGGGAGGUGGAACUCAAGCUCAAACUUGAACAAGUGCUGACAUACAAGGAUGAUAUCGCAGAGGAGGUGGUGAAAUGUGAAGAUGAAGUGGAGCAAUUUCGCAUGACUUACGACACUGUAGUAGCUGAGGAUAAAGAUCUUGACAAAGAAUUUCGAAAAGAGUUCAGUGAUGUUCCCAGCCACUUUGUUGACGAACUGUAUAGGUUGUUCAAACGUAGACCCAGGGUCCAAAAGAUGAGAGCACAGACCACUAAAAACCCAAUCCCAUUCAAAGACCCGCUACUGUCUGGGUCCAUGGCUCCAGAGAGUCUUGGGAAGCUGCUGAUGGCCGUGGAUGAGAUGGACUCGCCUCAGAAUAUGCCCAAGAACCUGAAUCCUUUAAUCUGGGAAAGGUUCUGCAUUUUCAGGAGAACCAAAAUAGAGAAAGAACACAAGGUAAAAAUGAAUGCCAUGACUCUAGCUGAGAUGCUAGCAUUUCUGCAAAAAAGGAGGGAAGAGGAGAGAGCCGCCAUUGAAGAAAUAAAAACUAUCUCUGAGGAACUCCAAAGACUGCAUAAAGUGAAGACGCAAUUCAUGGUAGACCCCAAGAUCCAGGUCUUACUGAAAUGGGGCCAAGUAGAGAUGUACGAUACAGAGCUCACAGUGGACUACUCCAACUAUGUGUUAGUUGAUAGAAGUAUAGUGGGAAACCUGAACAAAACUAUUACUAUGCUUGGAGAACAGAAGAUCUCAACCAUGGUGGCCUGUAAAGACUUUCGCAAAGGCAUCAUUCAGCAGGAGUGGGAAAACACAGUAAACAAGAUGCGCAUUGAAGAUCUACAAAAUGAGGCUAGAGAUAUACAAAUGCUAAAGCUCUCUGAGGAGCAAAAUGAGUAUCUCGACAAGACUGAUAGAGAAAGUCGGGUGUCUAAGCAAGUCACUAGCUUGGAGAAGACUAUAGCAUUUGGAGAAAAGGCUCAUCUAAAAAAGGUGGACCAUCGCAAGCAGAAAAUUAAGCAGCUUGAACAGCAGGCCAAGCUCAUGUCUGACAAAACCUCAGUGCUAGAGGCCCAGAGGAAAGACUUGGAAGUCACUGUGUCAGAGUUGGCACACAUGUGUGACAGAAUAGCUACAGAUGAUCCAUCAUUGAAAAGAGAGGAACGUAACCAGGAGAUUGUCCAAAGGCGUAAACUGAAGGAGCUGGCCCAGGUUCAGGCCGAGGAGCUGUCCCUGCUUAAGGCGGAAGUGGAACGUCUCAGGACAAAGAACUUUCCCUCUCUCAACCGGCUGCAACAUCAUUAAAAUGCAUGAUUUAAAAAAAGAAAAGUGUUAAAGAAGGUCCAAACAAAUAAUAAUUAAUAAACAAUCAAAACUUUAUAACUUAAGGUA